This is a messenger RNA of Porites lobata, 9034 nucleotides long. The record is from the annotation of a GenBank genome assembly. NCBI's taxonomy places the organism in Eukaryota, Metazoa, Cnidaria, Anthozoa, Scleractinia, Poritidae.
ACUGGCCGAACCGAUCUGGUGCAAAAAUUGGUUAAAGAAGAGAUAGGUCUUAAUUUGAACGACCGACGACGCCUUUACCUCUACGGAUGCUGGUGUGGACUACGAGGACAAGGGAUAGUUUUGGACAACAUUGAUUAGUAAGUAAAAUCUCCCAUAAAUUUAAAUGAAUACUAAAUAAAUAAUAAUAAUAAUAAUAAAAACACAAAUGAUUGUUAAAAGGUAAUGGCAGCGAACACAUUUCUCUAUUGAGUCUGGCUAUAAUGACUGGCUACGGCAGCAACCAGAAAUAUUUUUUGGCAAAAAGGAUUGGAAUGCGGUGCUACUACAACGUUAAAAAUACAAACUACACUGUAUUUCGCACUGAAUUCUAUAUCUUGUCCUCCCGAACUAUCUGGUAUGAAACACUUGAAAAUUUUCCUUGAUACAACACCGGACAAAACUGUUGAGAUAGUUCCAUCUAUUUGCUAACUUUUGCGCCAUACUACGUCUCCUCUAAAACGAAGAAUGAGCAAGUCCCCUCGUCACAUGGUAUUUUGUUUUGGUCUAAAAACCAAAUAUAUAACUGCUAUGCUAUCCUAAACAGCUUUGGAUAUAAGGGAAGGGGGGAAAACAAGCAUUCGUUUGGCGAUGGUUUCCAUUUCUGCCAGGAUGACGGGAAAAAAUCGAAUAUUUUUGCAAUGUGUCUAAACAAAGUUUGUCCGAGGCUGUAAAUUUCUCUUUUUCUAGUGUUUCAUAAUUUGUUCCUUCGUUGUCAACUUUUCAACAGCAGGUGCAUGAUAAUAGAGCCUAUUGUCAGCUUAAUUCGGUGUCUUACAUCUAUGGGGAAACUGUAAGGCGGCCAAAGAAUCCAUCAGUCUUUGCUCGAUGAAAGCUGAGUACGAGUAAUAAUAACAGUACGUAGAGGGGAAACGAAAGCUUAAUAACUAAAGACAGCUGCGGUUGCUUUGAGUGUUGUAUGACCAUCUGUGGAACUGGAGCUCAGAACGCUUUAGAUAUUUAUUCAUUUAUUCAUUUAUUUAUUUAAAUUUAUCCUCAAACGCUUUCUUUUGUUCCAAUAAAUUUGAAUAGAUGCUGGUCACGUGAGUGAAAACACUCUAUACUUGUGCACAAGCUUAUGUAAACAACUCUUCAAACGAAACUUUUUCAUUCCAUUAACUCGCGGACUAUUCUGCUUUGAAACUUGCCAGAGAAUUAUUCUGGCCACAUUCACGGUCAUUGUGGUGUUGGUACUAUACUCCUCCCUCCUCCGCAGACACUCCCGCUGGGUACCCCAAUAAAAAUAACAAAUAACCGAAAAAUAGAAAGCGCGCGGGGGACGAUGGGAAGAGAGAACAUCGUGUCUCGCGCGCUUUCUUUUUCUUUCGCCCCAGCCUCCCUACAACACAAAGAGGCCUCUGCGGAGGAGAGAGACUGUACUCUGGUUGUGUAAACUUACUACAUUCACGGGUGAUAAAGACAGAUUGAAUCAAUUUAGGUUUCUAAGAAACUGCCCACCUACCCCUCCCCUAAGCCAUGGCCAUCAUUUUGCCCAAAGUGAGAAGAAAGUGUUAAUGUUAGCUUAGCGGAUGGGUAGGUGGGCAUUUUCGCGAAAAAUCUAAAUUUAUCCGACAGAUUCAGGUUUCUGAAGAAAACAUAAUUCCGGUAUUAGGGUCACCUACACGACCUACACUGGGGAGCCAACUGUUCCUACAUUUCCGUACAAAACGUAAUAAACCGUUUACUAAAGAAACAAAGAGUUGGCUCGAUCACCCUCCCUAGCCGAGCCAGCUUUUCUCCAUAUAAACUUUGGCUCACCAUCACCAUCACCAUCACCAUCACCAUCACCAUCACUAUCAUUAUCGUCAUCAUCGUCACCUUCGUUGUCGUCAUCAUCAUCAUCAUUAGUUGACUUAGUUUCUUUCUCAAGUUUUUCUACUAUUUUUUUUAGCUGUUGCAAAGUUCAUGAUUUUUGUGAGAAGGCAUACCUAAGAGACAGAGACAAAUGUGCAACAAAGUUCUCAAACAUCGACUUGGCCUUCCAGUACAACAAAGCCACCAAAAAAUGUAGUAAGUGCAUUUUGUGAUUGAUGUUUCAGUUAUGACAGAUCAGAUGGAAAAAAAGUUGAGGGUGCGUUUCUUUACUAAAAUCCAAGAUCAGAUCAAAAAUCCCGAUCAUUAGGAUUUUUGGUUGAGAAAAGAAAAGAUGUAUUCAAAAAGGGAUUAGUUUUCGAUUAUUUCCAUAGAAACGACCUACAAUAACGACGGUAUCCCGGAGAAAGAAAAGGGAGCUUAAGAUACGGAGACUACGGACUACGAACUACGGCUGGACGAACGUUGUCCUAUGUUUAUAGCACUGGGUUGAGUCGUGCAAAUAUAGAACGUUAAGAUUGCACUACCGACAGUAGACUACGAGAGAAGAGGCGGAGAGGGAAACAACACACAAAGAUUUUCUUGUUUUCAUCACAAUUCACAAAAAUGCAAGUCAGUUUUGCAUGUGAUUUUAUCUUUAGAACAAUGAACAAAUUCUUCUAUACUUGAAGGAAGCAAUUACGUCGGGUGAAAUUGGUAAACAAAGUUUUUGUUACACAGGUUUUAUUUUUUUCGCCCAUGAAUACUUAUGUCAAAUAUUAAAGAAGUAGACAGAAAUAGUAAUACCUCAUUUAUUAGAUUUGGAAGAUGGACUUCUCCGACUUCUGAUCUGAUGUUGUUUGAAGUAUUGAAAUGCCGAGUUUCGAUUGUCUCGAAGAUGUUUACAUCAUUUUCACUCAGCAAAUGUGAUGCAAAAUCUCGCAUAAACGAAGGUUACACAAGUAGAAAGACACACUAAUCAGUUCGAACAAACAUUGAAACUUUUCAAGUGCGAAGAGAAAGUAAAUUACCUGCAUGAUUUCUGUUCUCCUCGGCCGUCAAUCUGAAUUCUGCGUAUAAACAGCUAUUAAAGCUUAUUCAAAUAUGAGCUUAGCUAGCUAAAAAUCUAGUCACAACGGUGGAUUAAAAGCGCAAAUCUGAGCAGAAAUUAGGAACAAUCUACAUAUUUCGCUUCCCUCUCUCUUAAAGCAGGUGAAUUGAAACCUUUUUUACGAGAAGACGAGAUUCUUGAACUACCGAGACGGCAAAAUACGACCAAAAUGUUCUCCGUAGUCCCGACUACGCGAAACAGCUCAACAACUCACCGUAGCCGCAGGACUACGCGGGAAAAAUGAACAGUCACGUGGUUUUGAUCAUGCGCAGUAGCAUGUUAUCCGUAGUCGUAGUCCGUAGUCGCCGUAUCUUAAACUCCCUAAUAACACGGCUGUUGACUAAGGUUGCAAGUCUGCUGCUAUUUCACUGUAUUCUGGACGGUUAGCUUUAGGAUACUGCUUUAGAUAGGCCAAAUGAAGACGAUGUAUUCUCGAAAUAAGAUAUGUAUUGGAAAAGUAAAGUCUUGCAAGACGCGAAGGCGAAGUUGUGUAGAAGUUUUUUCCUUGUAACUAGAACAAUGCAGGUCCUGUUUGUAUUGCGAUUUUACCACCCCGAUAAAACGGAUAAAAUCGAUCGUUUAAUUCAUUAUUCCAGUUCAAAAAUGGACGUAAUGAUAAGCAGUCUUGUCAAAAAGCUGUUGUAUGUAUUAAAAUUGUUUCGGGUUACCGCUGGCAAUAUUCACUCUUUUCAGAUCCGUAGUAAAGAAACGUUUCGGAUCUUAUAUCCAAAGUAUCCGGUACUGGAUAUGAUCCAUAAAAUCCCCCUCCGUUGUGGAUCAUUUGGAUCAAUAAUUCGUUUUUGGAUUUAGUAAAGAAACGAAAUAUCCGUAAUCGGAUUAAAAAUCCGGAUUAGGAUUUUAGUUAAGAAAUGCACCAUGGAUUGUUAUAUAGCUGGAUUUUUUUCCUGGCAGCGCGCGCUUAUACAUAUACACGCGUAAUCGGAAUCCGAUUUCAAUCAUAAUUAAUUUAUUUAAAGUGAAGGGUGGUUGGCGGAUCGGAUCUCUCUCUGUGCUAUAGAAAGGGGAAAAUAAAAAACAAUAACAACAAAAUGAAAGAAGUACAGGAUAAAAAAAACUAAAAGCAAAAUAGGUUUACAGCCACGUAUGCGAAACACACGUCACAUGUGGAUCUUAUAAGCAAGUGAAGGGGGCGCUCCUUUAAUUGGCCUAAACGGGUAUUUGCCGCUGAGCGACGAAACGAUUUUUGGUUCUUAGGGUCUUGAGUCUAAACGAGAGUAUAAAAUUUCGCCAUUCAGUGUAUUGAACAGGAAAGACUUUAAGUGACUGUAAAGGCUAGAGAUGAGCUGUCUACGUUUGUGGAAUCCACAUUUUUUUUUUAUUAUUUUUUUUCAAAUAAUCUAAUUCUAUGAUGUCACUUUGAAACUGGUGUCAGUUCGAAAGGACCCAGGUUCAUGAAAUAAGGCGUCUUGUGUUAAAGGGGUUACGUUACGAGAAUAUUUCUGUCUUAGGUUAUUUCUGUGCUUAAGUCAUUACUCAGUGCCUUUACCAAUACACAAAAUGCUCAUGUUGCUCAAGAUAUUAGACAACUUUCAUCAGGGAACACUAACCACAAUAAUAUUUUGGUGAUUUGUGCAGGCAUUGCAAUAAAAUUUGAAAAAGUCGGCCCAAUGUUUUCAAGAGAUGAGAGAUGAGCUGUCUACGUUUGUGGAAUCCACAUUUUUUUUUUAUUAUUUUUUUUCAAAUAAUCUAAUUCUAUGAUGUCACUUUGAAACUGGUGUCAGUUCGAAAGGACCCAGGUUCAUGAAAUAAGGCGUCUUGUGUUAAAGGGGUUACGUUACGAGAAUAUUUCUGUCUUAGGUUAUUUCUGUGCUUAAGUCAUUACUCAGUGCCUUUACCAAUACACAAAAUGCUCAUGUUGCUCAAGAUAUUAGACAACUUUCAUCAGGGAACACUAACCACAAUAAUAUUUUGGUGAUUUGUGCAGGCAUUGCAAUAAAAUUUGGAAAAGUCGGCCCAAUGUUUUCAAGUUUUAAUCCAUGCCAAUCCUUGCCAUCCGUAGAAACAGACGACAGGAAACAGUUUCAGUACCCAAAUGUAGUCUUACAGAACAAACCAGGACCUUUUUUAGGGGAAUUAAAUAGAUGCGAAGACAUGUUUUAGCUUUGAAAAAAGAUAGUGACUAGCGUGACAAAGUCUCUUUAAACAGGGCAGCAAAAUAUUGAACAAUAAUUGUCUUAAACUCUGUCUUGAUUUGAAUGGCUCGACGGCGCAUUUCGACCCAAACUUCCCUUAAAUGUCUCAACCCCCGGGGCUCAUAGGUGAUCUUGAUACUCUUAACAAAACUCUAUGUAUUUCAGUAGUUACCAUAGUUACCAUAGGUAGUCUCACACGAGGGCGUUUCAUGAGAAGUCAUAUUUCCUCCCCUCUCAUGCACAUUCUGUGUUUGUUAGGAGAAAGGAAAUAGGACUGCUCUGAAAACGUUGAGUGGGAGGGACUCGUAGUUAGAACGCCCGCACUAUUUGAAUCCCACCAGAGACUCAAAAAGGUGGCUUCUUUGUUUCACACUCGGCGAUCAUAACAUAUUUCCCGACAUUUUCUUAGAAUUCAAGAUUUUUAAGCUUAGCAUAAGAAACCAAUUCCACAAAAAAUAUAAUAGAGUAGAGAGACAUGCUGCUAAAGGUCUGUAGUCUAAAAGUGGUUAUACUCUAUACUGAGGGUAAAUAGAAUUAUCAUUCGUUGCAAAUUCUUCUUCCUUUUCAUUGGACGAGAGCCCACCACGUGACUUCCAAAAAACUGCCUAAAAAUAAUGGUCUGCUCAUGCGCAAGUCGUCCAACUUUGUUUGACUUUCACCGGCGAAAAAUGUCUGCGCAUGCUCUACUAAAAAUGACACUUGAUCGAUUUCGGGUAAUGUCAUUGGCUCCAACGCGAAACUGCCCGCGAAAUGUUGUUCAGAUGAGAGAAGCGAUGGUAGGUUUUUUGGGCAGUGACAGCGUUGCAAUUUCUUGCCAUUGUAAGAGAUCAAAAAUUAUUUUGGUAAAAGUUUUGACGGAAGUGUCUUCUCUAGAGAAUGUAGCGUCCUGAAACCGGCGAAAAAUCGCAUUGGCAUGGUCUGAUUCAGUGUUAUUGACGCUGAGAUCGCUGGUUUGCGUGAGGAAGACAUGCUGAAAAGGUGGGUAAUUUUUACUCUUUUUGUUUACUGCAUGUUCCUUGCAACUCGGUACAAAAAGAAAUUAUAAAGUAGUGGAAGAAAAAUUAUUGGGCUUUGUUUUGGUAUAUAAAUUAGCUUGUACCGAAUUGCACGGAAGCGACAGUCUUGUUAAAUGCGUAUCCCGUUUUUGUGUCAAAAUUCGACUUCGAUUGUGAAUCUAACAUUCGAUAACAUUCGACUGUUUAUCGAAGAGCGUAUUACAACGCUAUUCAAAUUUUUUUUGUUGUUUACUUCAAGUUUCUUAUCACGGAUUCAACAAAAAAAAAAAAGGAGAGGGACAGACAUUUUUAAGCUUUGUUUUGUUAAUAUGACUUAGCUUGUACUUUGUUGCUGGAAAAACUGUAUUUAGAUGCUAAAUCUCCGCGUGUUUACACUGUUUAUGGCAGAAAAAUAAGCUUACACCUGGUUCAACUUAAUCUUGUGUCACUCGGUACAAAAGAAAAUUAUAAAGAAGGUCAAGAAAUAUUCUUAGCCGUUGUCUUGCUGUGUAAAUUGCCUUGUGGCUAGUGGAUCGAAAGCGGCCGGGUUGCGGCAGUUUUCUAAAGUGCGACGUUCAAAACGUGAUUUUGUCGAUCGAUGCACAUUUCAUUGUUGUUGCACAUUAUUACAGCUUUGUAAUUUGAGUUUUAUCCGAACUGUCGAAUGAGAAAAUGUGAGAGUGUUUUCAUUAAAACGCUUAGACCGUCUUGGAGCUACAGUUCGAUAGGUCCAGCAACAUUCUGAUUUGUAAAAUAAUUCUGUUUACAAUGUGCACAGCUGCUGUACAUUUAGGCUUGCAAUUUUAUAAUUGAAGCAUCGAGGUUUAGAUUAAUUUGCUCAUAAAUUUGGUUUGGGAUUAUCCACACAACGAGUUACUAGCUACUUUCCUCGUUAGGAACUGCAGUUACGGACAUGAUUUCCUCCGUGUACAUUUUUUUUUUUAAGUUUUUGCAAACAAGGUUUUCUGUAGGGGGUGCUUCUUUGCUUGAAAAUUGUAUCCUGGAAGGAGAUGAACUGGGUAAUUUUCCUGUGAAUGCUUUUGUUUUUCUGUCCAUCGUUUUCGGCUUAAUUUUUUUUGGAGCAAAGUUAUCAAUGAAUGAUAGAGUGAACAUGCUAUUAUGUAUUCAAAAGUUCUUUCCAAGAAAAAAAAAAUAAUCAUCACAAAUUAAACUUACAGGAGUUUAAAGUUUGGAGUAAACUUUGAGUCUUUAUGAAGUUUUAGUUGGAUCAUGUUGAUGAAUGUAGUUGUGUAGGAUAUGCAGUUUCCAAUUUUGAUCUUCUGCCAAAAUUAUGAGAGAACACUCAAAUACAGAUCUCAUUUAAACUUUAUAGUUUCAUUGUAAUUAUCGUUUGCUUCUAUUCCUGUAAACUUAUUAUCAGGUCUACAUUUUGCAUGAAUUUAAUGUGAUAUAUAUUUGAAGAGGUUGUUGUUUCACAGUGAAGUAGUUUUUACUUUGUUUUUUUUUUUAUAUGAACUUGAGUUUCUUCCUAGUUGUUGGCUAAGGCAGUGUUGAGGUAUCUGACAUGUUAACAUACUUUAUUGUUCAUUUCUCUUCAGAAAAGAUUGAUUGAUCCUGAAUCAAACAAAGUGCAGCCUCACAGACAAGAUUUUUAACGAACAAAUGUGUACUCAAGCAAAACAUGUGUCCCUGACAGUGUCAAUAAAAUUUAUUCAUGGAAAGAUCUGGGUUUUUACUCCUUUGUAGCACUUUUGACUACGCAUCACUUUUCUAACCUUUGUACUAAAAAGAUAUAAGAUAUAAUCAGUAUUUUUUUCCCACUAACAUAUUGCAAUCAAAGUUCUCUUCUUUUAUAUAUAGUAUUCCCGAUUCUCAUUAUCUUACUCAGAUCAAGCACAGUGACCAUAUUGAAAAGAAAAAAGAAAAAAAAAACCUGCUCGGUCAUAGACGGUUUAAAGUUUUGAUAUUAAAAUUGCACCCGUUCAUAAUGAAAACAACAUGAAUGCAGACACUAAGGUUCAUUUAGCUCAUGUUCAAGCUUUUUUUUAUAAAUUAGAAAGUCUUUCUGGAGAAAACAUAAUUUUGCUCUAUCAUUUUGGUAAAAAAAAAAACAACAAUAAAAUAACUUUUUGGUAUCUAAGCAAAUUCAAAGUACCCAUAGAGUCUUAUUUCUCCGCUGCAUUGAGCUGUGAACAAAGGCCGUUCUUUCUAGUGACCCGGCUUUUUUCAGAAAUAUUGUUGUCCUUCGUGACCGUGACAAGUCCAAAGUUGAAUCCGGUAAACCGGCCAAAACGCGAGCAUGGCAGGGAACGAAUCCCACAGGAAUAGGUGAAAAUGGAUAAUAAAAAGUCUAGGCUAUUCUAAAAAUAUCCAUAUAUACAUUUGUAACUCAUAUUAAGCCGCAAUUAAUCUCCUUUCCACUGGAAUAAACAAACGAUGGAGGUAUUGCCGCCAUUUUGAAUUUGGCAAUGUCACGUGGUCGCGCGUCGACCAAUCAGACAUUUUUCGCCGGUGAAUUUUUGACUGCAAAUAAUAUUCUGCCCAUGCGUAAAUGACACCACGCUUUUCUCCUUUUUGCGAUCGCUUGGCAGGUCGCUUCGCUUCCCGAAGAUAUUCCUUUAAAUAAAACUCGGUGAUCGAACGAUAAAACAGUUAUUGUACUCGGUUAUCGCAAAAUAUCGUGAUUUGUCAGUGUCUCACGAUGUUUUGCUCAACCCUUGUCCAAUAAUUGUAAAUUACCUAUAACUAACCCGAGCCUACUUAUACUUGCUAUUAUAGCUCCAGUGAGUGGAUAUGGUACAGAUGACAUAGAAAAGGCGAAGUGUGGAUAUGCCACAUGUCUCUGCGAUAUGGAGAUGAUUCGAUGUUUUAAACACUAUAAGGAAGACCUCGACUUGGAUAAGUACCACGGAUGGGAAAUACUUCAAAAGAAAUCAUGUGCUUUCAAAGGUAACAUUUUCUUUAUGAUAAAGGGCUUUUUAUAUUGA